AUGAAGGUCCCAAUUCUCGUGAUCGCCCUAAUUUCGGGGACCUUGGCUUCCGAGAUGCUUGGAAAUCGGAUAGCAGAUUUACUCUUCAAUUGCCCUGAUCUGGCCCACUACAUGCCUGAGGGUGUGAAACGUGCCGAGGUUUUUGCAAUCUGGAACUACUCACGCCCGCAUCUUCUGAAUUACACAUUCGACUUCGAACAAAAACAAUGGAAUGCAUCAGAGUGAGUUUUUUUUUGCUUUUGAAAUUCGACUGAUUUCGGAAUUUUGAGCUGAAUACAAAAUUUUUUUUUGUGAUUUCAGACCUGUUCGUUUGUAUCCAGACGACGGCAAGCUUUACUCGGCAUUCUUCUCCGAAAACUUUGACCGGAUUGCAGUUACGUACAAUGGCCCCGGUGGGUGAGUAUUAACCAAAAGUUGUUUUUUACUCUAAGUUCGACGCUCACAUUUCGGUGGAACUUGUCAAAACUUAAGUUUUUUUUGAAGUCGCAGUAAUCUUUUCAGCAAAAUUUUUUACUUCUGGCGAGACGCGCCCGAACAAAGUUUUGAGAUGCCCGGAUUUAACCAAAUAUAUAAACCAGUCUUUAUGAUCGGAGACGCGGUGUAUUAUUGGAAAUAUGCUUAUGCAUUCAACAAUUCCUUGGAGCAUCGGUUUUUACGAAGCCGGGGCAAACCCGGCGAAUUCGAAAAGAUUUAUGAACGACGAACGAACCUGGACGUAACUGAUUCCUGCCUCUACAUGCGCGAUGUGGAUAUUAUGUAUUAUAUACCCUACACGGGGGUGUGUAUGCAGCUUUUUAAAAUUUUUUCCAAUGUAAGGAAAUGUGAAAAAAUUCGAUUGUACGACAAGAUUUUGUUUUAGUUAGGUGUAAAAAAAAUAUUUUUUCAUUUUUUCAGGCAAUGUACGACCAGCCAUGCAACAAAUCAAUUGGAAUUUUUGUCAGAGCCAAACCCGGCGUUAUUUAUCCGCUUGUAAGUUGUUUCACCUUUUUUUGGGAAUUCUAACAAUGUUUUAGUCGAUGUUCGGAUUUCAUGGAAUAAACUGCGACCCGUUAAUUCAUGUAAUACGUGCCGAUGAAAUGGCGUAUAUCCGUUUUGAAGUCCAGCCGCCUACGGUAGGUGGAAAUUAUUUUCAUUUUCGAUGCACGGUGCAAAGCAAAGUUUGUUCUCAGCCGCAGAGUGCGAAACUUUAUUUAGACAACAACGACGAGCACGACCACUACGACCACCACAACUACCACUACCACGGUAUAGUUUUCUUGCGAAUUUUUCAUUUACUCUGCGACACAGUGCAGAAAAAAGUUUCGGUUCAAAUGACGCUGUAAGUUUUAUCUUAUCUUCAGACCACCACGACUACCACCACUACCACGACUACUCCGGUGAGUUUAUGGGCAUAAACAAAAUUUUGUUUUCUCUUUGUGACUGCACUGUGCGAUGGGAAAGGCUUUUCCCUGUUCUGCGAUUGGCAGAGUGCACAGUGCACAAAGAAAUGAAUUGCACCGUGCCAUCGAAAUUUUUGCGCACACUGCGGCUUUUGCGAGCCUUUGGGUUGUGGCGCCGCCCGAUUGUGACGCAGAAAUUUUCAGACUACAACAACAACAACAACCACUACCACCACCACCACCACCACCACCACCACAACCACAACCACUCCAACUACCACCACCACCAUCACCACCACUCCAACUACCACCACCACAACCACCACUACCACCACCACCACCACCACUACCACCACCACCACAACCACUCCAACUACCACCACCGCCACCACCCCCACCACAACCACUCCAACAACUAGUUUGACCAAGUCUACCAGUACAUCAUCCACUACAGUGCCGUCUACUCUAUCCCCAACCACAAUUGAUCCCAAUAUCAAGUCAAGUACAGAUAAUAUGUCUUACGUCAUCACAAAGUUGCCUGCACAGUACGUUAUUUUAGAGCUGGCCAAUGGUUUUAAAGCCCUUCGAAACGUAAAUAUCUUUUAUUUUUAGCUCUGAAAAGUUAGUUAUGCCAGCUGACUACUCAACUAUCUACGUUUUCACUGGCUCGUUCCUUGGCUUGCUACUCCUUCUCUGCCUUUGUUCCAUUGUAAUUGCGCUGCUCUACAGAAGAAGAAAGGAUAAGGUAAAGAAGUUGUUUAGGUUCCAUAAAUGUACCGGGUUUUUAGAAAGAAAAGACAAAUGAGAGAAAGUUGAAGGCCUCGAAUAAGCGUCGUCGUAGGUCGACGAGAAAAUGGACCAAGACGAGUGGUACUGAUGUGGAGACAAAGACGGAUCCUCACUCUUCAAUGGGAAACACGAAGUCGUCCAAGGUAAGGGAGGAAAUUGAAAAAAAAUUGUGACUGCACUGUGCAAUGGGUAAUCAAUUUUUGCACAGAGCCAGAUUUUUUUUUAUUUUUACAAAAAAUAUGGAAAAGAAUUAACGGCGCAACGACAUUUCGGGUCAGGGACAACUCGGGUCAACGACAACUCGGGUCAACGACAUUUCGGGUCAACGACACCUCGGGUCAACGACAUUUCGGGUCAACGAUACCGUUUAACAUUUUCGCUUCGGGACUUGGAAAAAAGAAUUUUUUGGUGAAUUUAAAAAAUUUUUCAAAUGUUUUCGCUUCGGGACUUGGAAAAAAGAAUUUUUUGGUGAAUUUAAAAAAAUUUUCAAAUGUUUUCGCUUCGGGGCUUGGAAAAAAAGGAUUUUUUGUGAAAUUUGAAUAAAAUUUGAAAUGUAUGAAAACUGGGUUUCUGUUACCUUAUAGGAUUCUUUUUGAAAAUUUUUCGACUUAUAGCACUUUUAGACGUUAAUGGUGUUGUUUUGGUGCUUAGUACUGCUUAAAAAACACAUUUUUAACACUUGGUACUAAAUAGUACUACCUGGUACUAUUUAGUACGAGGUGCAAAUUUGGCCGUAAGGCGGUAAUGGCGUUGGUUUGGUGCUUAGUAGAACCCAAAAACACGUUUUAACACUUGGUACUAUAUAGUACCAACUGGUACUGUUUUGCGAGAAGUGAAAAUUUGGUCAUGAGGCAGUAAUGGUGAUGGGUUGGUGCAAAAACACGUGGUACUAUAUAGUACCAGGUGGUACCAUUGGUUUUAGACAAAAUUUUAGUGCUGCCGGCACCACAGUUAAUAUUCAGUCAGACACCCUUUUUUCUACUUCCGAUGCGAAAACAUUUCAAAAUUUUGUUGAAUUUUCCAAAAAAUCUUUUUUUCCCAGUCCCGAAGCGAAAACACCAAAUUUUUUUCAAAUUUCACAAAAAAUCCUUUUUUUCCAAGUCCCAAAGCGAAAACAUUUCAAAAAUUUCUCAAAUUCACCAAAAAAUUCUUUUUUCCCAGUCCCGAAGCGAAAAUAUUAAACGGUAUCGUUGACCCGAAAUGUCGUUGACCCGAAGUGUCGUUGACCCGAGUUGUCGUUGACCCGAGUUGUCGUUGACCCGAGUUGUCCCUGACCCGAAAUGUCGGGACGCGAAAUUAACAACUUUUUUUUCAGAAAUCCAAGAAAGGAAAGAAUCGAAAGCAGAGAACUGAGUCUGUCGAUCGUUCUGUUCUGACCAAUAAAAACUCAUCGCUUAUGUUCAAGACCACCGGCGGAACCCAAGAGUUUCUCUAG
This is a messenger RNA of Bursaphelenchus xylophilus (pine wood nematode), 3603 nucleotides long. Lineage: Eukaryota; Metazoa; Nematoda; Chromadorea; Rhabditida; Aphelenchoididae. The record is from the annotation of a GenBank genome assembly.